AUGCGCAUCUUGUUUGACAAUUCUUUAGCAUGGUCAACUAUAGGUGAAGCAGAUUUGGCAACAUGGUGGAAAGGGAAUUUUUCAUUAGUUGCCCCUGAACUGACUAAUAUUGCUGUACAAACUCUUUCAAUCCUACAUCUUCAGCAGUACCUGAAAGAAAUUG
Entrophospora candida is the source of this 163-nucleotide messenger RNA. The record is from the annotation of a GenBank genome assembly. NCBI's taxonomy places the organism in Eukaryota, Fungi, Glomeromycota, Glomeromycetes, Entrophosporales, Entrophosporaceae.